Molecule: messenger RNA, 1762 nt
Organism: Microstroma glucosiphilum
Lineage: Eukaryota; Fungi; Basidiomycota; Exobasidiomycetes; Microstromatales; Microstromataceae
Product: mitochondrial carrier
Exons: 3
Coding region: 123-1475 (450 amino acids)
Biological process (GO): mitochondrial L-ornithine transmembrane transport
Molecular function (GO): L-ornithine transmembrane transporter activity
Source: RefSeq, a predicted model, not a curated record
CCCCUUCUUCUACUCACUGCCCUCCCUUCCCAUUAUCUCGCUCCGUAUACCCUCAUCUCCCUGAAUCUGUUGCUCAGUCCUGUCUGUGUAGCAGACCUCGGUUGCCUUCCGACUCUGUACUCAUGACAUGGUCAGCGGCGUACUACCCGUCGGGUGCUGAGUGCUCUGUCUCCACGUCGCAUUACGGCAUCUCAUCAACCCUAGCUCCUGCGUCCUCUUCCUCGUCGAACUGUUCUUCAUACAGCACAAGAGAAGCUAUCAGGCCACCGAUCGUCACUUUGAAGCCUCUGGCUCGAUCUUGGAAGGUGCAUGCGCCAAAUGAGGAAGUCUUUCUGGAGUCGAGCGGGGUGGCCAAGACCGACCAGAAGAAGCUGAGUAGAGCUACGAAGGACAUCCUCUUUGGCAGUAUCGCCGGGAUGGUAGCCAAGGUCUUUGAGCAUCCCUUCGAUCUGAUCAAGGUCCGCCUACAAACGCAGCCCUUCUCAGAUCCCGGCCCUGGUCAAGGCAAGCCGAAGGGUACGCUCUACAAUGGCGCAUUUGACGCCUUCCGCCUGACGGUCCAGAAAGAGGGGCUGAUCGGUCUAUUCCGAGGUCUCUCAAUGCCCAUUGUGGGCGCAACGCUCGAGAACGCCACGCUCUUCUUUACGUACAAUGCGCUACAGGGUCAGAUCAGGAGGUUCAAUGGAGAGGCCAGCGCCAAGGCGCAGCUCAGAGACUCUCCUGAGAAAGAAGCUGCCGCUUCUACCAAGGCAAAUCCUGAGGCUCCUUUAUCCCUCCCGCAGCUAGCCAUCGCAGCAGCCGGUGCAGGCGCCGUCACCUCGUUUGUCCUUACUCCCAUCGAGCUCAUCAAGUGUCGCAUGCAAGUCCAGAUGAUCUCAGCCGAAGCGGCCAUCCUCGCUCGCGAGGCUACGGGCAAGACAAGUGGCCCACCCAUGGUCGAAGCUCUCAACUCUGCCCGGCGAGCUCUUCCGGGCCCGGUUGCCCUUGUGAGAGAGGCAGUGCGAAAGGAUGGGUUUGGAGGGUUGUGGUUGGGUCAGACAGGGACGCUGCUGAGGGAGACGGGUGGAGGGAUGGCCUGGUUCCUCGCCUUUGAGAGCACGUCGAGGUGGUUCUUGCGGAGAAGAGAGCGGCUGAAGGAGGGAGGAAGUGGGGGUGGGGAGCAAGUAGUGACUAGCAGUGAGCUCAAGUCUUGGCAACUCGUUGUGGCAGGCGCACUGGCUGGCGUGAGCUACAAUGUUGUCCUCUUCCCUGCCGACUCCGUCAAGUCUACCAUCCAAACCGAAGCAGAGCUCUCCCCAGCAGGCACCAAGCCUUCAUCCUUCAUGGCUACCCUGCGCAGGAUUUAUACCACGCGAGGAUUGGCAGGCCUGUAUGCAGGUUGUGGGAUCACUUGCCUUCGUAGUGGACCCAGUAGCGCUCUGAUCUUCCUGCUGUACAAUAGACUAGAAGGAUUCGUGGAGAGCAAGGGCUGGUGAGGAACAGACUUACAAUACAUAUCAAACCCGCAUAGAGGAAGCAAGAAUUGCACUAGAAUGACACGAUCACGCAAUGUCACAAGACUGGAUGAUUAUGCUAGUGUUCAAUGUCUGAUUGGGGAGAAGCGGUACCACCUGAUGACAGAGAAUGGUAAAGAGCGAGAACAAGUACAAAGAGUUGCAGAGAAAGAUGGAGAGGCAAGAAUGCUAGGCAUCACCAUCCAGUCUGACAACGUUUUGGGAAAAGUCUACUAGUAGGCAACAAGCAAGCAUGGCGCAAGCGAGGG